Molecule: messenger RNA, 1776 nt
Organism: Sitophilus oryzae (rice weevil)
Lineage: Eukaryota; Metazoa; Arthropoda; Insecta; Coleoptera; Curculionidae
Product: adenosine receptor A2b-like
Exons: 4
Coding region: 235-1629 (464 amino acids)
Biological process (GO): G protein-coupled receptor signaling pathway
Cellular component (GO): membrane
Molecular function (GO): G protein-coupled receptor activity
Source: RefSeq, a predicted model, not a curated record
CUUCACGAACGCCAUGAUCAGCAGGCCGCUGCGGGGUGAGCGCUGUCGGACCGAAUCGGAACGUAGCCGACGAUCGCCGAUGUCAUAGACCGGGGAUGAACUGAAAGCGGAACCCGAAACACGAUCAUAAUUACAAACUCAGGCACCACCAUCACCAACAUAACCAACCUGGUCAACUCAACAACCUUCAGCAUCCUCCCCACCAUACCAAUCCGCUUCACCAAUGUCUCUUCAAUGGACGACCUGCUGUUCAACUACAGUCAAUUGGCCCUCAUCGGCACCAACCACGCCGACUUCACGCCCGAUAAUCUCUCCGAAGUCAAUAUCAGCCGAUCCGUCACCAGGCUGACGUCACCGCUGGCCGUCACCGUAGUGGUGCUGCUCGUGUUCCUCCUCUCGCCCAUGAUACUGAUCGGCAACUCGUUAGUGCUGGUCGCGAUGUACCGCUUCAAACGUUUGAGGACGCCUAGCAAUUACCUAGUGAUGUCGCUGGCCACUAGUGAUAUGGGAGUGGGCAUGUUUAUGCCGGUAGGGUUUUAUCUGGAACUGAACGGCGCCGAUUCCUUUCCCGGGUAUCAAGUGUGUUUGUUCAGUUACGGUGUGGUGAUCAGUUUGUGUUGCGUGUCGGUGCUGGUGAUGGUAGCGAUUGCGGUGGAUCGGUUCACGUCGCUGGCCAGGCCUUUGAGGUACAAUAACUUGAUAACGCACUCGGCGGUGGAGAGAUACAUUGUUAUAUUUUGGAUUUAUUCGAGUUUGGUGGGGUUUAGUCCGUUGGCGUAUGCGGUUUUAGCAGGAUCUAAUAAGAGUAUUACACCUGACUGCUCUUUUGGAGAAAUGGUAGACAAGCCGGUGCAGCUGUUCAUGUUCUGCGCAGUUUAUGGUCCAAGUUCCCUAAUCCUUCUAGUAUGUUACGGUUACAUCUACUUCGUAGCCAGGGGACACGCAAGAGCUAUCCGUUCUGAGCAACAACAAUCGUUGCACAGGCAUCCGCAACACUAUACCGGAACGGUUGGACAUCCCAGAUACGGAUUAGCCCUUGCCAUCACUACUGGGUUGUUUAUCGGAUUAUGGGUGCCUUUCCAGAUCUGCAUGCUGACCGACGUCUUUUUCGAAACCAACAUACUCACGUCCUGGAUAUCAAUCUAUCUAGCGCUUCCCAUCCUAUCCAGUAGCGCGUUCAACCCCUGGAUCUACGGUUAUCGCAACGCGGAACUGCGAGCCGCAGUCCGCCGCGUCGUGGACGACAUCCUCAACACGCUCGGCUUCACAUAUCGCAGCCACCAAAUAUCCGACCGAGACCAAAUCCCACCCAGCGUCGCCGCCACUGCCGGAGAGCCCGCCACCUUCAUCAACCACGUCCAACGGGACGGCAUGUGCUGGAAAUCGGAAGGAGACUUUCUCUUAGUUCCUAUGGCCAGGCCGGAGAGUUCGGGUGUCCUGUCCAGCGCAGAAAGCCAAAAGAUGUUUUGUAACAGUAACCCGAAGAUUAUAUUACCGUGCGAGACACCUAGGUUGUUGCUGAAAAGCAGCAGGAGUAUGGUUGAGAGUUUAGCGAUGAUCAGAGGAUCGGACGUUCUGAUAGUUAAAGGUUCUAGUCCCGUAAUGAAGCACGGGUCUAGCGUUUUAUAGGAAUAUUGGUACGGUUAUACUGAAAAUGAAUGGGAUCAAAUCAAAGUUAGAGAGUUUAAAAAGAGAGUUUAUGAAUUGUACGAUUUGAAUAAUCGCAUAUAUGAUGUAUAACAUAUUUUUGUUAAUUGCCAGAUGUGUUAUUUUGAA